CUUUUCAAUAUUCUCUCUAGAAAACUUGUCCACAUAAAUGUUUACUUUAAAGAGUUUUUUCGUGAUAGUAACAAUAAUCAUUUGUGACUUACAAAUCUCGAAUGGUUCUGUGAGUUUGACAAUAAAAAAAAAGAAUAUUAACGAAGGAGUGGUGAGUUUGACAAACUUUGAUGAUGUGAUAUAUUAUGGGGAAGUUAGUGUUGGUACUCCACCACAAAAGUUUAAUGUAGUAUUCGACACUGGAAGUUCUAAUUUUUGGAUUCCUUCUACGAAGUGGCCUACUGAUACUGUCUAUCCACACCCAAAGUUCAACACCGAAGGAUCAAAGACGUACACUGCGAAAUAUGACAAUACCGAUAAACAUAAACGAAAAAUAAACGUAGAUAUUACAUAUACAGUGGGUGCACUGAAAGGUACCCUAUCCCAAGAUAAUCUCAUUCUCGGUGGGAUUAUUCUUGAGGCGCAAGACUUCUUUGUAGGGUUUAAACCAGAUCUUCACAUGAAAAAGGUCAAAUUCGAUGGAAUACUAGGACUGGGAUUGCCAUCUCUGAAGUUUGCUGGAACUGUCUCAGUGUUGGAGAAUCUGGUGAAUAAAAAAUUAAUAACCCAACAUAUUUUCUCUAUACUGAUGACUCCUCGAAAGGGACCUGGAGCAGACGCUGGUCAGAUCAUUUUUGGUGGACUCAACGAAAGACACUUCCUUGGCAAACAUUUCUAUGUUCCUGUACUGUCGGGGAAAGGCUUUUGGAACAUUUCAAUGUCUCAAAUUUCCGUUAAUGGAGAAGAUAUGAAAGCUUGUGCUCCACAAUGCUUUGCAUUUGUGGAUGCUGGGACGACAGACAUUUUUGGUCCAAAGGACGAAAUCAUGAAGAUCUAUGCAGCAGUUAACACAACUCAAAAACAGAUUGCAUGCUACAAGGUUAAAACGUUGCCGGUGAUCUCCUUCGUAAUUGGAGGAAAGAGUUUUUCCAUCACUCGAAACAAUUACGCAUACGAAUACUUAGAUAGAAGGGGAGCAAAACGAUGCGACCUUCGUUUGGAGCAAUCUGACAGUAACACAUGGGUUUUGGGUAUAGCUUUCAUGGAAGCUUACCAUACGGUCUUCGAUAUUCAAGAUUUCAAUAAGCCAAAGAUCGGGUUUGCUAGCGCAGCACCAUAAGCGUGGAGACAAAAGAAGAAAAAGAAACACUAUAAAAAAUAAUAAUACUUAAUUCGGUUUGUUGUUUCUCGUGUUAAUGACGCUUAGUUAAGUUAUAUUAAACUUUAUGAAGAUGACCCGAUCAUCUAUCU
Molecule: messenger RNA, 1290 nt
Organism: Brassica oleracea var. oleracea
Lineage: Eukaryota; Viridiplantae; Streptophyta; Magnoliopsida; Brassicales; Brassicaceae
Product: aspartic proteinase A3
Exons: 5
Coding region: 38-1159 (373 amino acids)
Biological process (GO): proteolysis
Molecular function (GO): aspartic-type endopeptidase activity
Source: RefSeq, a predicted model, not a curated record